Molecule: messenger RNA, 1052 nt
Organism: Zophobas morio
Lineage: Eukaryota; Metazoa; Arthropoda; Insecta; Coleoptera; Tenebrionidae
Product: splicing factor 3B subunit 4-like
Exons: 10
Coding region: 3-980 (325 amino acids)
Biological process (GO): positive regulation of mRNA splicing, via spliceosome
Cellular component (GO): U12-type spliceosomal complex; nucleolus; U2 snRNP
Molecular function (GO): RNA binding
Source: RefSeq, a predicted model, not a curated record
AUAUGUCCAGCGGUGUAGUUGAAAGGAAUCAAGAUGCAACUGUUUAUGUGGGUAAUCUUGAUGAACAGGUAACUGAUGCCUUACUUUGGGAGUUAUUCUUGCAGGCUGGUCCAGUGGUUAGUGUACACAUCCCCAAGGACAGAUUGACUCUCUUGCAUCAAGGCUACGGUUUUGUUGAAUUCCUCAGCGAAGAAGAUGCCGAUUAUGCUAUGAAGAUUUUAAAUAUGAUUAAGCUUUUCGGAAAACCCAUUCGCGUAAAUAAAGCUUCGGCAGAUAAAAAAUCUUUGGAUGUGGGUGCUAACAUAUUUAUCGGAAAUCUUGAUUCGGAAGUGGAUGAAAAGCUCCUGCACGAUACUUUCAGUGCUUUUGGCGUUAUACUGCAGCCUCCGAAGAUCAUGAGGGACCCGGAAACGGGGCUAAGUAAGGGUUACGCAUUUAUUAGUUAUGCGUCUUUCGAUGCGUCCGACGCUGCUAUUGAGGCCAUGAACGGAAGGUAUCUGUCCACGAAGGCCAUAAGUGUUUCUUAUGCUUACAGAAAGGAUGCGAAAGGAGAGCGACAUGGAUCCGCUCAGGAGAGAAUGAUAGCCGCCCAGAACCCACACAUGGCUCAGAUGAAACCCCACCAGUUCUUUGCCGAUCAGGAUGCCUCCAAACUACCCGUAGUUCCUUCAGCAGAUCCCUCGUUGCUUCCUGGCAUGCUUCCACAUGGUCUUCAGCCACUUGCACCGCCGUUGCUGCCCCUGGGUCUGCCAGUGGGGAUGCCUCCUAGGAUGCCUCCCUCCAUUGGUUUGCCCCCUGGACUUCCUCCGAGACUUCCACCCCCGGGGGUUCCCCCGCCUCCGGGAGUCCCCCCCAUACCACCUUCUGGAGGCGCGCAUCCCCCUUUCCCAACACACUCUAGCCCACCUUCCACUAUAGGAACUAGUGGCUUUCGGGAUAUGAAUAGUAGUAUAACAGGGGAGUCUUCCAGCGAAACGUAGUUGCAAAACCGUAGUUUGUGGCAUAGGAAUUUAAAUUAGGCCAAUGAAAGCAAUAUUAUUGUUUACUAAAUA